Messenger RNA from Parnassius mnemosyne (clouded apollo), 1524 nucleotides. NCBI's taxonomy places the organism in Eukaryota, Metazoa, Arthropoda, Insecta, Lepidoptera, Papilionidae. The record is from the annotation of a GenBank genome assembly.
AUGAUUUUUAACCAGAAGCUGCAUACAAAACUUCAAUCAGAUGCAUCUAGCAUAGCUCUAGCCGCUAUUCUCAUGCAGAAGAAUGAAGAAGGAGAAAUGCACCCUGUAUAUUACAGGAGCAGAAGGACGAAUGACAUUGAAAGUUGUUAUUCAAGCUAUGACCUUGAGGCACUCGCAGUAAUAGAAGGUGUGAAAAAGUUUCACCACUACCUCUUUGGCAGCGAGUAUGACUAUGAUGUCGAACAUCGAGCGGGAUGCAGGAUGCCACACGCAGAUGCGCUCAGUAGAAUCCCAUAUGUAGCUGCAGUGGUAACAUUGCACGAGAAGAUCAGCCAGGCGCAAGAAAGAGAUGAAGACCUCAAGGCUAUAAAACAGCUGAUUUUGACAAAUGGCCAGUAUAAUGACCAUUAUAUGGAACAAGGAGUGCUUUACAAAGGUGAUCAGAGACAACUGGUGGUUCCCGAGCUAAUGAAAAAAGAAGUAAUCAAGGAAGUACAUAACAAUGGUCACUUUGCUAUGAAGAAAAUGAAAGAAGCAAUAAGCAAAGAUUAUUUUAUAAAGAAUAUGGACAGAAAAAUCGAAGGAGUGAUUACCAGUUUCAUACCGCGUGUGCUAGCAACCCGGAAAGAAGGCAAACAGGAGGGAUACUUAAACCCUAUUGGAAAAGAAGGGACUCCGCUGCAUACUUUGCAUCUGGACCACAUCGGACCGCUAACUGAGACACGAAAGAUGUACAAUCACAUACUUACAGUAGUCGACGGAUUUACUAAAUUUGUGUGGCUGUACCCCACAAAAUCAACGACUAGUGCAGAAGUAAUAAGUAAGCUACAGUUGCACCAAGAUACGUUUGCAAACCCUGUACGUAUCAUAACAGACAGAGGCACAGCUUUUACCAGUGGAGCAUUUAAGAAGUACUGCGAAGAGGAAGGUAUACAGCAUGUUACCAUUACAACCGGCAUACCAAGAGGAAACGGCCAAGUAGAGCGGGUUCAUCGGAUAAUGAUACCCAUGCUAACGAAGCUGUGCAUCGAAGACCAGUCACUAUGGUAUAAACAUGUUGGACGUGUGCAAAGAGCAAUCAACAGUACUUACCAGAGAAGUAUAGACACCACACCGUUCCAACUGCUCACUGGAACCAAGAUGAAUUGCAAGGAGGACGUAGAGAUAUUAAACUUGCUACUCCAGGAAACUAUAGAGCAAUACAGUGAAAGCCGAGAAAGUUUAAGGCAGAAGGCCAGAGACCAAAUUCAAAAGAUACAGGAAGAAAAUAGAAAUACCUACAAUAAGAAGAGGAAGCAGAGCUCUCAGUAUGAGGUGGGAGAUCUCGUCACAAUUAAAAGGACUCAGUUUGGGCCAGGGCUCAAGCUGAAAGCGAAAUUCUUCGGACCCUAUAAGGUAGUCAAGGUGAAACGCAACGACCGAUACGACGUUGUAAAGUUGUAUCAAGAUACAGAGGGGCCGAACAGUACAGCGACAUCUGCAGAUUUCAUGAAGAGAUGGCCUGAAGAAGAUGACUGCGAGUAA